Molecule: messenger RNA, 1204 nt
Organism: Nipponia nippon (crested ibis)
Lineage: Eukaryota; Metazoa; Chordata; Aves; Pelecaniformes; Threskiornithidae
Source: RefSeq, a predicted model, not a curated record
CCGAAAGCCAGGACACGUACGUUUUUAACCUGACGUCACUCACCGAGUCAGAAAACGUCUUGUCAGCUUCGGUGUAUUAUUAUAUUGGUGAUCUGCUGGAUGCUAAGUGGAACUGUUCCCAGUCCAGAGGCUGUUCUCGUCACGGGCACAGGAAACCUGAAAUUCAGAUACAUCUUUCAGUUUGGACCUUUCCGUCUGUCGGGAACCAGACUCGGAGCCUGGGACAUUUCCCGAUAAAUGUCUCCACUGCUUACCAGGACGUCCGUUCCUGGCAGUGGAAGGAUAUCACUCAGCUCCUGCAUGAAGCGAAACAAAACAAAGAACUCCUGAUGCGUGUCAAAAUGGAUCUGACCAGCCAUCACCCCUGGAAGAGGGCACCUUCUCGCUAUGAACCCUACAUUCUGAUUUACGCCAACGAUUCUGCAAUUUUGGAGCCGGAGAGCGUUGUCUCUAGUUUGCAAGGGCACCGUCAUCCUCUGGCAAGGGCCUUUCCCAGGCCAGAAAACCACGCGAGGAGCAGCCUCGGGAAGCGGCGGCGAAAGCGCUCCGCAAACGUCCUGUUGCCGUUGCAGAAUAACGAGCUUCCAGGAGCCGAGUACCAGUACAACGAGGAUGAGAGGUGGGAAGACAGAAACCCCUACAAAACCUUCCAGCCACGGUUAGCGGAGAGGGCAAAGAGUAAGAAAAAGCAGAGGAAGAAUCAUCACCAGAAGAGCCAGACUCUCCAGUUCGAUGAGCAAACGCUGAAGAAGGCGAGGAGGAAGCAGUGGAAUGAGCCAAGGUAUUGCGCCCGGCGCUAUCUCAAGGUGGAUUUUGCAGACAUUGGCUGGAGCGAGUGGAUUAUUUCCCCUAAAUCCUUCGACGCCUAUUACUGCUCAGGGGAAUGCCAGUUCCCAAUUCCAAAGGCCUUGAAGCCAUCCAACCAUGCCACCAUCCAGAGCAUAGUGAGAGCCGUCGGGGUCGUCCCAGAUGAGCCUUGCUGCGUUCCUGACAAAAUGUCUUCUCUUAGCAUCUUGUUUUUCGACGAAAAUAAAAAUGUGGUUCUUAAGGUGUACCCCAACAUGACAGUGGAAUCCUGUGCGUGCAGAUAACAUCUCGGGAGACCCUUUUGAAAUGCUGAGGUGAUCGCUUGCUGUUGGGGGGGUGGGGGUGGUGUGUGUUUCAUGAUACCUACUUUUUGUUUGCACUGCCAAUGCAUUUCCUU